Molecule: messenger RNA, 2277 nt
Organism: Symsagittifera roscoffensis
Lineage: Eukaryota; Metazoa; Xenacoelomorpha; Acoela; Convolutidae
Exons: 2
Coding region: 145-1407 (420 amino acids)
Cellular component (GO): lysosomal membrane
Source: RefSeq, a predicted model, not a curated record
UCUUUUACAGCAAAGAGUAGAAUUUAAAUUAAUUUUUUUUCAGAUAGUCUGUUUCGAAUUUAUUAUCGCACAGGUAACUGUGCUGUGCUUUUAAGCAACUAAAACUCAACCAGAAAAGAACUUUGUUUAUCGUCUCAAAGGGCGAUGUCAUUUCUACGCAACUUGCAAGUAACUCCAACCACGGAGCAAGAGCGAUGUUGUCUCUGCCUGCACGUGAGGUUCGCCACAAUUCUUCUCGGCUGUUUUCUGAUUGCAGCAAACGCUAGUUCGAUUAUUUUCAUACCACUCACUCAAGUUGGUCUGCAAACUCAAAAUAGUUCGAUGACGUACGUUCCGCCGCCUGUCAAUCCCCAGCCGGAAACUCUAGGCGACGGAGCUGAGAAGAUGUCGACUACAAGUGAGCAUUCGGACGAGGAUCAACAGCAGUAUGUAAUGGCGUCGAGCCGUGUGGAACCUUUGAAGCAUUUUCUACAAAUAGCUGUGGCGACGAUGUUGGUCUACGGAGCACACAGUUACAAGUCGAUGUACUUGAUGCCUUUCAUGUGCAUCAGGUUCUUUAAUCUACUUCAAACUGUUUUGGGGAUUGCCAAUUUGUUCUCACAUACAGUUCGAGAAUAUGAGCGAGAGCCAGAGCUCAUCAUCAGUGAUCAAAACGGAGAACGAGUGGAAUCGAAUGACCAAACGAGCGAAAUGCAAGAUAUUGACUCAAUGGCGUCUUUAUCGGCAUCCAGAUAUGGGCUCCUGGCAACAGUUCUCUUCUUUUUCCUCUAUCUCAACAUCCUCAUCUACACUCUAAGCAUCGUCUGGAGGUGCUACAAGUUCAUUCUGAGACGCAACAGAGAGAACAUGCGCCGAGUAAAUAAUCUGGCGAAUGCGGCUGGAAGUGCUGCUUUUUGGGGACCGGACGGAUCAGUGAACCCACCAGUGUCCGGGAACUGGCUAACAGAACUGGAUCGUGAUGACCAGAAUGGCGACGAUGCCUCCAAUCCUGGAACUGGUGGAGCUUCUACUGCCCCUUUCAAGCUUCCGAAUUACUCAGAGGUGGCGAAGGAUCCACAGGGUAAGAAAUUCAUGAUCGUCAACAUGACCUCGACUGCUGGCAACUCGGGGAAUACUGUGAAUGACGAGGCGUGCCCGGGAUACUCGGGAUUGGCUCCGGAUUGUCCAGGGUACGAUGCACCACCAUUGGCAGAACCGGGAGUUCCGUCGGCCGAAACUGUGAUCGAGGGAACCGAAAACAUGGAUGGUCCACCGCCGAGCUACGAACAGGCGAGCGAGAGAUGUCAACAGGAUGUCCAAGUUGAUGUUCCAGAUUUGGCAGAUGGCGACGAGAGCGAAGUCCAAGUGUUCAACGGGACGCUUCAAGUGCAAGAUCCAGAGGCGGAAAACAAAAAUAGCGCAGCGUGAGAGAACUUGACUGUAUUUUGAAGGACUAGAAUUAAUAUCGUAUGUACUAUUUAUCGAUCGAUCUAGCAUUCAUAUUUAAUUAUCAAGAAAGUUAAUGAAACCAGUGUUGUUGCUAUUAAAUUGUUCAGUUUGCAAAGUUGAAGAGCUUCAUGAUCAUAAAUUUGUCGUAAUUUGGACACAGUUUUUUUUCCUGACUGUUGUUGCUUUUAAUUUUGAACGUUUUCUGCCAUCUACUAAAUAAAGUUUCGUGUUAUUCCCUUGAAGUAAAUUGAAUGUGUUCACUUUCGCUUGAGCGAGUGAUUGGAUAUUAGUAUUAAUGCAAUGCGUAUUAAAUGAAUUUAUAUGCAGAGCAGUUACACCACUUGGCAUAGCUUUUCCCUCUCAAAAUUGGUGUUAGAAAACUAGUAGUACUUAGUAAUGAUCAUUUCUAUAACCAGUUUCUUUCUGUGCUUACCUUUAUCAAUCAAGUUUGAAAACUCGAGAUUUUAACCAAAAACUUGCACCAUUAGACCGAUGCAAAAUUGAAGUAUUCCAGCUAGACGCCUAUCCUAGCAACGGUAUAGAUAACAUGUCGGGUUUAGGAAUGUUUUGACCCCUAUUACUAUUAUCUAAUUAAUUUUUUUUGCAGAAUUUUAUACGUAUAAAUAUGCAAAUACACACUAGUGGAUACAUGGAAAAAUUAAUUUUUGAUUAGUCAUAUAAUAUUAUGAUGAUUUGCUUAAGAAAACAUUUUUAAAAACUCCAUGAUCCACAAACUAAAAUAGCUGUUUAGUUGUGUCUAAUAUUGAUAGGCAAUACCACAAUUUACCCAACAUAUGUGCUUACAAUAUUCAACCCUAUCAAUUUUACCAAUUCAAUUUUCUUCCAUAA